Molecule: messenger RNA, 1116 nt
Organism: Orbilia oligospora ATCC 24927
Lineage: Eukaryota; Fungi; Ascomycota; Orbiliomycetes; Orbiliales; Orbiliaceae
Exons: 3
Coding region: 1-1116 (371 amino acids)
Biological process (GO): steroid biosynthetic process
Molecular function (GO): 3-beta-hydroxy-Delta5-steroid dehydrogenase (NAD+) activity
Source: RefSeq, a predicted model, not a curated record
AUGACCUCCUCAGCCCCAAACAAAACCCCCAUCGCAUCCUGCCUUGUCGUCGGCGGCUGCGGCUUCCUAGGUGGUGCCAUCGUCAACAGUCUUCUCCAAAAGCAUCCAAAGUGUCGGAUAACAGCAGCGGAUAUCCGUCUCACAAACCAGUUGGCGGAUUCCAAUGUCAAAUAUGUAACAGUCGAUAUCACCGACCUAUCUUCUAUUACCUCCGUAAUCGAGAAUGCGAAACCUGAAGUUGUGAUCCAUACUGCCAGUCCCGUGCACGGAUUGGGUAAGGAGAUCUAUAUGAAAGUUAAUGUUGAUGGGACGAAGAAUGUGGUUAAAGCUUGUGAGGCUACGGGAGUGAAGGUCAUGGUUUAUACAUCGUCGGCUGGAGUGGUUUUUGAUGGAAGUCCGUUGAUUAAUGUGGAUGAGACGGAGCCCUUCCCUAUUAUCCCUUACGAUUCGUAUAACGAGUCAAAGGCGAUCGCAGAAACCUUCGCUCUUGAAGCCAACGGCUCCAAUGGCAUGCUCACCACCGCUCUACGACCAGCCGGUAUCUUCGGUCCAGGCGAUCGUCAGCUCGUCCCCGGUUUCAUCAAUGUCGUCAAAAACGGUCAAACGCAAUGGCAAUUAGGCAAUAACACAAACCUCUUCGAUUUCACAUACAUCGACAACCUCGCCAUCGCCCACGUUCUCGCAGCUUCUGUCCUGCUACACCAGCAUGCUACCACAGGAGUCAGCGAUCCGUCGGUCGACCAAAAGAAACGUCUUGAUGGAACACCGAUAUUUGUUACAAACGGACAACCGGUUUACUUUUGGGACUUUGCGAAGGCUAUAUGGUGCCAUUAUGGCGUCUAUAACGCUGGUUCUAUUGUGCUCCCUAGGAGUGGGGGGUUGGUUAUUGCUGGACUUGCGGAGAUUUUCAGUAAGCUUAUGGGACGCGAACCGGGUUUGACGAGGUUCAGGGUCAAGUUUUCGUGCGCACAUCGUUAUUUCGAUAUUAGGAAGGCGAAGGAUUUGUUGGGAUAUGAACCAGAAGUUUCGCUGACAGAGGGUUUGAGGAGGUGUAUUGAGUGGUUUAAAGCUGAAGAGGAAAAGACGGCGGCGGCGGCGGCAUCAGAGAAGCAGUAG